Messenger RNA from Gossypium raimondii (Peruvian cotton), 1413 nucleotides. RefSeq names its product protein JINGUBANG. Bases 1 to 1413 code for a protein of 470 amino acids. Gene Ontology annotation, molecular function: protein binding. The transcript has a single exon. Lineage: Eukaryota; Viridiplantae; Streptophyta; Magnoliopsida; Malvales; Malvaceae. The record is from RefSeq and is a predicted model, not a curated record.
AUGAGAGACGGAAGAGGGGGCUCAAACACGGUGUUCGAAGAGGCUGAUAGCCUUAGAAGAUCCCAGUAUGAAGACAUGAAGUAUCCGGAUCCUAGCAUGCCUGUGAAUGCUCCUAUGACUGCUGCAGAUGAUUUAUGCCUUGUUUACAGCAAUGCGGCAGCUAAUUGCCCUGCCUUUGUUGAAGGCAACAGAUUGAGUUGUGAAGUUUCACCCCUAACCAUGUCACCAUGGAACCAAACCAAUACUAUGGAAAAAUCUUCAUGGGUCCCUUUCGACGACGAUAACACUGUUCCGGUGAAUAGCCUCAUCGGGUCUCUCACACGUGAAGAGGGACAUAUUUAUUCCUUAGCAGCCACGAAGGAUCUCCUUUACACUGGCUCCGAUAGCAAGAACAUUCGUGUGUGGAAGAAUCUUAAAGAAUUUACAGGCUUUAAAUCAAAUAGUGGUUUGGUUAAGGCCAUUGUGAUAUCAGGUGAAAAGAUUUUCACUGGCCAUCAAGAUGGGAAGAUUCGUGUUUGGAAAAGCUCCCUUAAGAACCCUACCCUUCAUAAAAGAGCCGGCACUUUGCCAACCCUGAAAGAUAUCCUUAAAAGUUCUAUUAAACCAAGCAAUUACGUGGAAGUGAGACGUAAACGUGCUUUAUGGAUCAAACAUUCGGAUGCGGUAUCGUGUUUGAGCAUGAACGAGGAACAAGGUCUUCUCUAUUCAGCUUCUUGGGACCGGAGCUUUAAAGUUUGGAGAAUUUCAGACUCUAAAUGUCUUGAAUCAGUUCAGGCGCACGACGAUGCCGUUAACUCCGUGGUUUCAAGCUUCGGUGAACUGAUUUUCACAGGUUCAGCAGAUGGAACAGUUAAAGUGUGGAAAAGAGAACUGCUUCGGAAAGGAACAAAGCAUACGUUGGAUCAAACGCUUAUAAAACAAGAAUGUGCAGUAACAGCGUUAGCAAUCAUCACCUCUUCAGGUCCAGCCUUGUACUGUGGCUCCAGUGACGGUUUGAUCACAUACCGAGAACUCGCAAAGGACUUCUCCCAGGGUGGUGCUCUUAAAGGCCACAAGCUGGCGGUUCUUUGCCUCGAGGCAGCUGGGAACUUUUUGUUUACUGGUUCCGCUGAUAAGACUAUAUGCAUUUGGCGUAGGGACGGCAGCGUCCACACGAACAUUUCAGUGCUUACGGGGCAUACGGGGCCUGUGAAAUGCUUGGCAGUGGAAAAGGAUCUGGAAGCAAAGAAAGAGCAGCGGUGGAUUGUCUACAGUGGGAGCCUCGAUAAGUCGGUGAAGGUAUGGAGCGUGUCGGAGUUUCCUCAGGUGGGGACGAUGCAGUCGAAACAUCAGCACCAGGUGAGUUAUGAUACGGAGUCUUUCCCAUGUGAUGGGAGCUCCACCAGCAUAACCAGCCAGCACGGGACAUACUGA